This is a messenger RNA of Symsagittifera roscoffensis, 1318 nucleotides long. RefSeq names its product protein TBATA-like. The record is from RefSeq and is a predicted model, not a curated record. The coding region runs from base 331 to 1206 and encodes 291 amino acids. The transcript has 7 exons. NCBI's taxonomy places the organism in Eukaryota, Metazoa, Xenacoelomorpha, Acoela, Convolutidae.
UCUGUUAAAACGAUAUCGUGUAUUUAAAAAUUUAUCAGCUGCACACAUAGAACAGUUUAAUAGACUCACGUGCUUCAUUGGAUUAUGCUGCUGUUAAACAAGCUAAGUCUCAAAUAGUUCCAAUAAAAAAUUCCUAACCUUGCUUUUUUUACCUGAUUGCUUAAACUAAAAGACAAAUUUUGCAAUUGGUCCUGUAAUUCAGGGAAUUUUUAAUCAACUUAUUGUGUAUAAAUCAGACUUCAAUCUGAAAUUUAAAGUAUUUUGAAAUUCAACUUACAAGAAAAACUCAAGAAAGAGCUAAAGUACAAUCGACAGAAGAUAACAUUUAAAAUGGAUGCGUCCUUAAGAGAUGUGGAGUACCCGAACAAGUCUCUGGUUCUGAUUGGUCCAGAUGGCGGGACGACUAGCAGCAAGUUUAGCUCUCAAACGCACUAUGACCAGAUUUACAACCAGAAGGACGCCCAGAAGGAACCCUCAGUGACAUCUGGGGCAAUGGCACCAGUGCUGAACUAUAGCCAGUUUGUAAAGAGACAUGCGCCUCAUCCGUUCCGAGUUCGACACAUGAAAGGUUUGCUGGACAACCCAAUCUGCCACGUGAUCGACGACAUCCCUCUUCCCCAGCAGAACAGUCUGUACAACAGGAGCAUCUCUACCCCUGAGAGGGCCAAAGAGUACUUCAACGGGAGGAGCAGCAUCAACCACAUGGACAUCGCACUCAGACUCAAGAACCCUAAGGAAAUCAUCCUACCAUCAACACAAAGAGAUCAGAUGAAGUUCAACACGCAAGAUGUCACUGGUUGGAGAUCAGAGCUGUCCAGACUGACCCAGAGAACCCUGGACAAAGAUGAUCACGUGUCGCAGUCUCAAGCCAGAGGGAAUCCCAAGAGCCACUCUCGACAAACCGGGAGAUUGAACGAGCCGACUCAAGUCAAAAAAGCGAGCCGUAUGGCACCCAGAGUCUCAGACGGAGUCGCCGGAAGAGGAACUCUAUCCAGUCAACUGGGAUUGAUUGACACUCAGAAGGAAUUCGGAAUGGACAGUGAAGCGCUGGUUAUGGAACUUUUGAGUCAGGAACUUGGGACCGCCUCUAUCACAGCAAUCCAAACUUGGCUCUGCAGUGCUACAGAAGCUGAAAAAAGGACUGCGGCUGACAUGGUGCGACGUGUAGUCGAACAGGAAAUGGGUCGAAGGACUGCGAACCAGUAAAUUGAGCAACACUUGAAGUAACAGCUUUAGAAGCGGAAAUCAGUUGGAAAAAGAAAUCACUUGACCUAAUAAUGUUUGAAAUCAUUGACGAUGAAUUAAUUUUAGAUUGAGA